AUGUCAGGACCUAUGCCGCCUUCGGGCAUGCAGAUGCAAAACGGUGUUCAAUGGCAAUAUUCGAAUAAUUCUGGGCGACGAAAGGCACUACUUAUUGGUAUUAACUACUACGGCAGCCGCAACCAGUUGAAUGGAUGUGUAAACGACGCACACGCAAUGGCGUCCUUCCUGUCCAACGACCAUGGGUAUCGCCAAGAAGACAUGGUAGUUCUCACUGAUGACCAGCGGAAUCCUCGCUCUGUACCCACUAGACAAAACAUGCUUGAUGCGAUGCGGUGGUUAGUGAGUGGUGCUCAGCCUAACGACUGCUUGGUGUUCCACUAUUCAGGUCAUGGUGGCACUACUCCGGACUUGGACGGCGAUGAGGACGAUGGAUACGAUGAAGUUAUUUAUCCGGUUGAUUUCGAAGUCGCAGGCCAGAUCGUCGACGACGAGAUGCAUGAAAUUAUGGUCAGACCGCUCCCUCCGGGCUGCAGGCUAACUGCGUUUUUUGACUCCUGCCACUCGGGCACUGCCCUUGAUCUGCCGUACGUUUAUUCCACCAAAGGUGUUGUAAAGGAACCGAAUAUGCUCGCCGAGAGUGGUAAAGGCGUGCUGAAUGCUUUCAUGUCCUACGAGAGUGGAGAUAUGAGCGGUGCGUUCAAUUCAGUCAAGGGCCUGUUCAACAGAGCCAAAUUUUCUGGAAACCGGGACCGUGUGAUCCAGGAAAAGUUCUCGCCCGCCGACGUGAUCUCGUUUUCGGGCUGUCGAGAUGAUCAAACCAGCGCCGACGCAAGCGAAGGGGGCGUGUCCGCAGGCGCGAUGUCCUACUCGUUUUUGGAAGUCAUGGGUAGAGAUCCAAACCAGUCUUAUAUUUCUCUGCUCAAUAAUGUGCGAGCAAUUAUGCAGGGCAAGUUCCAGCAAAAGCCCCAGCUGAGUUGCUCUCAUCCCUUGGACAUGAACCUCCAGUUCAUUUUAUAA
This is a messenger RNA of Wickerhamiella sorbophila, 960 nucleotides long. RefSeq names its product Metacaspase-1. Bases 1 to 960 code for a protein of 319 amino acids. Gene Ontology annotation, biological process: proteolysis. Lineage: Eukaryota; Fungi; Ascomycota; Dipodascomycetes; Dipodascales; Trichomonascaceae. The transcript has a single exon. The record is from RefSeq and is a predicted model, not a curated record. Gene Ontology annotation, molecular function: cysteine-type endopeptidase activity.